GAACUAAAAGUAUCCAAACUUUUAACUUUUCACCUUUUCCCACCACUUUUAGCAAACAUCCUCAUAUAUACCGGUUUUUACUUUAUGCGUAUUUAGAUCACUUUAUGUACAGUUUAGUCCAGAUUUUCUGGUGUUAGAUGAUCUUUUAUCAAACUGGACAUAUCCCACCUUCGCGUACCACCCACUCAACCAUCGGUGUCGGGAAACAGCGAGUGCGUAACAAAACUAAGAAGCAGGAAGUGUCUUCUGUUGUGAUUGUCCACUCAAGAAAACACGAACAAAUACACCAAAGGCAAUGGCAAGCGCACCUCCGUUUGAGACAUCAUCACUCGUGGGAUACCCACCACCUCCACCAUAUGAGGAGACAAUGGGUACAGUCCCACAGUACACACCAGGGCCGAUGCCCUAUCCUCAAACUGAUGUGAAGGCAACUCAGCCUCCAUAUCCACAACAAGCCUAUGGCCAGAUGUAUCCUCCACCACCCCCACAAGCUCAACCAGUCACCACUCCUGUUGUGUCAGUUCAGACCGUGUAUGUCCAGUCUGGUGUGGUGUUCAGAGAUACCCCAGUUCUAGUACAUUGUCCAGUAUGCACACAGCAUGUGACAAGUCAGCUGGAGUACACAUCGGGUGCAUUAACCUGGCUCUCUUGUGCAGGCCUAGCCAUUUUUGGUUGUUUCUAUGGGUGUUGCCUGAUUCCCUUCUGUGUGAAUAGUUUGAAGGAUGUAACCCACCGCUGUCCAAGCUGCCACAGAACUUUAGGUGUUUACACAAGAAUCUAAAGCAUUUGCAGAGCAGUUGUGUAACAUACCUGAUGUGUAUCUGAAGAACAAAAUGUCGAGUUAACUUGAGCAUUUUCUGUGCUAUUGACACAACUGACAUACAUAUACAUGUUUAUCCAUCUAUCUAUACCUUAAUAUGCAUUUUACAUUGUAAAAUUUAUACUCACUGUGAUUUUAUUAAGAAAUACAAAUCUGUUAAUUUUCUCAAUUAUAACUUUGUAAAAAUAAUUUUGGUUACAGAGCACAAUUACUGUGAAGGGCUUAAAUUGCUUUUUAAAAGGCACAAUCUUUAUUCUGUUCUGUUUAUGAUAAAAUAAAUACCACGUAUACAUGUUUCCCAGUUAAAACAAUGGAAUGCAUAUUGUAUACAGGUUAAGUAUCUGCAAUAAGUUUGCUUUACCAAAAAUUCUCUUAACGUUUAACCAUAUCAUAAAUUAAAU
Molecule: messenger RNA, 1221 nt
Organism: Triplophysa rosa
Lineage: Eukaryota; Metazoa; Chordata; Actinopteri; Cypriniformes; Nemacheilidae
Gene: litaf
Product: lipopolysaccharide-induced TNF factor
Exons: 4
Coding region: 296-781 (161 amino acids)
Molecular function (GO): zinc ion binding
Source: RefSeq, a predicted model, not a curated record